Molecule: messenger RNA, 1807 nt
Organism: Piliocolobus tephrosceles (Ugandan red Colobus)
Lineage: Eukaryota; Metazoa; Chordata; Mammalia; Primates; Cercopithecidae
Gene: CHFR
Product: checkpoint with forkhead and ring finger domains
Exons: 12
Coding region: 118-1719 (533 amino acids)
Biological process (GO): protein ubiquitination; ubiquitin-dependent protein catabolic process; mitotic cell cycle checkpoint signaling
Cellular component (GO): nucleus
Molecular function (GO): protein binding; ubiquitin-protein transferase activity
Source: RefSeq, a predicted model, not a curated record
GGCGUAGACGCCGCUGGCCCCGCCUCGUAGAUCAGCUGAGGGAGCCGCAAUGUCUGUUGACAGCGGCGGCGGCGCAGCCGGUUCCGGGUUCGACGCGGGGCGGGGAUGUGAAUCCCGAUGGAGCGGCCCGAGGAAGGCAAGCAGCCGCCGCCGCCGCAGCCCUGGGGACGGCUCCUGCGCCUGGGCGCCGAGGAGGGCGAGCCGCACGUCCUCCUGAGGAAGCGGGAGUGGACCAUCGGGCGGAGACGAGGUUGCGACCUUUCGUUCCCUGGCAAUAAACUGGUCUCUGGAGAUCACUGUAAAAUUGUAGUGGAUGAAAAAUCAGGUCAGGUGACACUGGAAGAUACCAGCACCAAUGGAACAGUGAUUAACAAGCUGAAAGUUGUUAAGAAGCAGACGUGCCCUUUACAGAGUGGGGAUAUCAUCUACUUGGUGUACAGGAAGAAUGAACCGGAACACAACGUGGCAUACCUCUAUGAAUCUUUAAAUGAAAAGCAAGGCAUGACACAAGAAUCCUUUGAAGCUAACAAGGAGAAUGUGUUCCAUGGGACCAAAGAUGCCUCAGGUGCAGGGCCAGGGACCGAUCCCUGGGUCCCUCCGUUGUCGCCCGCCGCUCAGGUGUGCUUUGAGGAACCACAGCCAUCGACGUCGACCUCAGACCUCUUCCCCACAGCCUUGGCCUCUUCCACGGAGCCGCCUCCUGCAGGGCGAGAGCAUUCCUCCAGUUGCGAGUCUGGGGGUGGUGGCAUCUCCCCUAAAGGAUGUGGUCCCUCCGUGGCAAGUGAUAAAGUCUCCAGCUUUGCCUCAGCUCUCCCAGACAGAAAGCCUGCAUCCUUUUUGUCAUUGGAACCUCAGGAUCAGGAGGAUUUGGAGCCCAUGAAGAAGAAAAUGAAAGGAGAUGGGGACUUUGACCUGAACCUGCAGUUGUUGGUCGCAGAACCGCCUAGAAAUGCCCAGACCAUCCAGGAGGACGUCAGAGCAGCGACUGGGAAGCCAGACAAGAUGGAGGAGACGCUGACAUGCAUCAUCUGCCAGGACCUGCUACACGACUGCGUGAGUUUGCAGCCCUGCAUGCACACGUUCUGCGCGGCUUGCUACUCGGGCUGGAUGGAGCGCUCAUCCCUGUGCCCCACCUGCCGGUGUCCUGUGGAGCGUAUCUGUAAAAACCACAUCCUCAACAACCUCGUGGAAGCGUACCUCACCCAGCACCCAGACAAGAGUCGCAGUGAAGAAGAUGUGCAAAGUAUGGAUGCCAGGAAUAAAAUCACUCAAGAUAUGCUGCAGCCCAAAGUCAGGCGGUCUUUUUCUGAUGAAGAAGGGAGUUCAGAGGACCUGCUGGAGCUGUCAGACGUUGACAGCGAGUCCUCAGACAUUAGCCAGCCGUACGUUGUGUGCCGGCAGUGUCCUGAGUACAGAAGGCAGGUGGCGCAGCCUCCCCACUGCCCAGCACCCGAGGGUGAGCCAGGAGCCCCGCAGGCCCUGGGGGAUGUACCCUCCACGUCCGUCAGCCUCACGACAGCAGUCCAGGAUUACGUGUGCCCUCUGCAAGGAAGCCACGCCCUGUGCACCUGCUGCUUCCAGCCCAUGCCCGACCGGAGAGCGGAGCGCGAGCAGGACCCACGUGUCGCCCCUCAGCAGUGUGAGUGCCCGCGCCACGGAACGCAGGCGGGCUCCCUCUGUCCUUCGGGGCUCAGGUUUCAAAAUGGUGUUUGGCCUUAGGGUGCCCCAUGAAGUAAGGAUGCCGUUUCUUUUUUUCCAUCUGUGUGAUCAGUUGUCCCCACAUGACUGUAUUGAAUAAUCCAUCUUU